This is a messenger RNA of Cryphonectria parasitica EP155, 1698 nucleotides long. RefSeq names its product FAD-binding domain-containing protein. The record is from RefSeq and is a predicted model, not a curated record. Gene Ontology annotation, molecular function: oxidoreductase activity; FAD binding. Lineage: Eukaryota; Fungi; Ascomycota; Sordariomycetes; Diaporthales; Cryphonectriaceae. The transcript has 3 exons. The coding region runs from base 89 to 1444 and encodes 451 amino acids.
AAACGAAAUACAUCCUAGAGCGGUGAGAAUCAAAAGAGAGAAGCCAAAAAAAAAAGAGGACGAAACCCCCCACCCCCCCCCCCCCAAAAUGGCUCAGAGCAAGUUCGAAACAGAGCUUGAAUCGCUGCAAGCGCAGCACCCGGACAUCAAGCUCCACACCCCCGCCUCCCCCGACUAUGAGAGUCUGAGAAAGACGUACAUCGUCACCACAGCCAAGCCGGUGGCCAUUGCUCGGCCCCAGACUGCGGACGACGUGCAGGCCCUGGUCAAGGCCUGUGUUGACAAGGGCAUUGACUUCAACAUCAGAACCGGCGGCCACAACUGUGUGGGGCGUUCUCUAGUUGAUGGCGCUCUCUUGAUCGAUAUGCGCGAUAUCGCCUAUGUCAAUAUAAGCGAAGAUAAAAAGACAGCCAAGAUCGGCGGCGGCAUUCUGGCUGGAGGUUUACUGAAGGCACUUGGAGAGCAUGGUCUAAUUACGCCCUGCGGGUCUACUGCCUCAGUCGGAUAUGUCGGUUGGAGUACUGCUGGCGGCUAUGGCCCAUUCUCGAGUCUUUAUGGCCCUGGUGUUGAUCAGAUUGUUGGAGCGAAGCUAGUAAACUAUAAAGGCGAUCUUAUAGAUGCUAGCGACGAGUUGCUCAAGGGCAUACGUGGGGCAGGCUAUAUCUUUGGCGCUAUUGUCGAGCUGACUAUCAAGGUCUUCCCGCUGAAGGAGAUGCUGGUCAGCACUCUGAUCUAUGAAUCGAGCGAUAUGCAGUCUACUUGGGCCACUCUGACUAGUGGUCUCAAGGGUCUGGACUUGCCGCCAGCCUCCUAUGUUCAGCUGUUCGCUAUGGACUUCCCGGGUCUUGGCAAAGUGCUUGCUGCUAUUGUAACCUGGGUUGACGAUAACCACGACGAAGGCCGCAAGCUGGUUGAUAAGAUCGCUACCUUUGGCACUUGCCUGGUAAACUCGACUGAGGCUAAGACAGUGGCUAAAUAUGGUGAGGACAACGAGCGGUUGGUGACAUACGGCGUCCAUGGACGCUCCUAUGCCAUCAAUCUCAAGACAUGGACGCCCGCUUCUGUGGGCGUCUUGGGCAAGUAUAGCGCUGCUGUUCCUGCUGGCAAUGCUAUGAUCUCUGUACACGGCCUCCGGAACGUUCGCCCCAACGAGCAUUCAGUCUUUGGGGCUCGUGAAGACCACCAUAUGGUCGAGAUAGUCUCUAUGACGGCUGAUCCAGCGCUCGAGGAGGCGGCAUCCGCCUGGGGCCAGGGCUUGCUGAGGGAGCUAAGGCAGAAGGAUGGAGACAAUAUACUCGACAGCGCCUACAUCCCGCUACUUGACUACAGCGAUACGGAUCUGAAGAAGGUCUAUGGUCCUCACCUCGAGACGCUCAUCUCGCUGAAGAAGAAAUACGACCCGCAGAACGUGUUCAAGCACUCUCAGCCGAGGGUGCUUGGGUGAAAUAGCAAGAUCAGCUUUAGACUACCAAGAUCAACAGAGUCUGUUACCUAAAAACAGCCCUAGUUCUUUCAAGUGAUGAAGUACAACCUCUCAGAGCUUGUACUUCGCUAUAUGUUUUGUAUGCCGUUCAACUUGUGCUAUCGUCGAGAACAUGACCGCUAUACUCGAGCCGCUGGGGGGUUGAGGGCGGUGUGCAAGUACAAUAUCGCUAACACCAAAUAUUAUUCAAUGAGAAUCAAGGGUUAUUCAUCUGC